Prunus avium (sweet cherry) is the source of this 2152-nucleotide messenger RNA. RefSeq names its product alpha/beta-Hydrolases superfamily protein (gene PAD4). Gene Ontology annotation, biological process: lipid metabolic process. NCBI's taxonomy places the organism in Eukaryota, Viridiplantae, Streptophyta, Magnoliopsida, Rosales, Rosaceae. The record is from RefSeq and is a predicted model, not a curated record.
AAUUUUUUUAGCUAUAUAUUUAUUUCAACCCUUAUAAAAGUACCGCAUAUGGCACGAAAUUGCAUCCAAACUCUGGUUGGCUUCUAAAGACUCCAAAGAAGAAGAAGAAGCCAAUCACUCGGUCAGUCCAUGGAUACCGAAGCUUCACCGUUUGAGAGCAGUGAGAUGGUGGCAAGUUUCUUGGCCUCGACGCCUCUGCUGAGCGAGGCAUGGCAGCUAUGCAGCGUAGCCAACACCGCGGCCGCUGCUCCAUACGGCGGCUUUGUACCCCUCCAAAUCGGAGAUGUCGGUUACUUUGCCUUUUCCAGUAACGGAAUUAUGACAUCAUCACCAUCAUCAUCAUCAUCAUCAGAAGAAUAUUCGAGAUUCAGCAGGAAUCUGGUGGCGUUGGGUGGCGCUGGCCACGGCCUUUUUUCUCCAUUAACCAAUAAUAAUGAAGAGGAAGAGGCCGUCAUGGUGCAUGAAGGGCUGCUCAAUCUCUUCCUGAACUGCUUCGAAGCUGUCCAAAACCAGAUGAUGGAAGUAACAAAGAAUAGCAAGUCCAUUAUCAUCACAGGCCAUUCUAUAGGAGGCACAACUGCCUCACUCUGUGCUCUUUGGCUCCUCUCCUGCCUCCAAUCUGUCUCCUCUUCCCCUUCAGUCCUCUGCAUUACCUUUGGUUCACCAUUGCUUGGCAAUGAGUCCCUUUCCCGAGCAAUCCUUCGAGAAAGAUGGGGUGGCAACUUUUGCCAUGUGGUUUCCAAGUAUGACAUCAUGCCGAGGCUACUCUUUGCUCCAAUGGCAUCAUGCACCACCCAACUGCAUCUCUUACUGCAACACUGGACUGCUCCUCAGUUUGGGAAUCUUGGUGUGCAGCUUGGAGACGAAGCAAAAGCUGAACUGUUUCUGUCUGUAGCCGCUCAUUUGCAAGUGGCAUCGGAAGCAGGGGAAGAGGGAGCAACUAGUUCCUACUGCCCAUUUGGGAACUACUUGUUUUGCUCACAAGAGGGGGCUAUCUGUGUGGACAAUGCAGCAUCUGUCAUCAAGAUGAUGUACUUGACGUUUAUUGCAGGUAACCCCAGUUGCUGUAUUGAGGAUCAUCUCAAGUAUGGAGAAUAUGUUGGCAAGUUUUGUUCACAGUUUUUGAACAAGAGAAGCUUCAUGCAAGGGGAGCUUCCUCAGUCAAGCUGGGACGCAGGGGUUGCAUUGGCAUUGCAGUCCUUGGGAAUAAGUGGUCAGGAAUCAGCUUCAGAAGCGAAAGAGUGCCUAAAGAUAGCGAGGCGAUUGGGACGUACACCAAACCUCAAGUGUGCUGAUUUAGCCGUUCGGCUCUCCAGGAUCACACCUUACAGGGCUGAAAUAGAAUGGUACAAGGGAUCCUGUGAUAAGUCUGAUGAGAAACUAGGGUACUACGACGCCUUCAAGCAAAGGGGCUCCUCAAAAAGGGUUCACAAAGUCAACAUGAACCGCCACAAACUUGCUGCAUUUUGGAAUGGCGUGAUCGAAAUGUUGGACAAAAAUGAGCUGCCUUACGAUUUUCACAGGCGAUCAAAAUGGGUAAAUGCUUCCCAGUUUUACAUGCUCCUGGUAGAGCCACUGGAGAUUGCUGAGUAUUAUAGGUCUAAUAUGCACCUUGUCAAGGGUCAUUACUUGAAGCAUGGAAGAGAGAGGAGGUUUGAGAUUUUCGACAGGUGGUGGAAGGAGAAGAGAGUUAAUGAGGAGAAAAAUAGUAAGAGAAUCAAAUUUGCAGGUUUGACUCAGGAUUCCUGCUUUUGGGCCAAGGUGGAGGAAGCUAGAGAAUGGGUAGCUAAGGUUAGAAGUGAAAGUGAUGCAAGGAAGCAGGCUUUGCUGUGGGAUAGUAUCAAUAACUUUGUAAUGUACGCAGCUACACUGGUGGAAAGAAAGGAGGUCUCCGAAGACGUUGUAGCCAAGAAUUCAAGCUACAAAAAAUUGUUGGAGGAGUUGACAGAAUUGAGAUCGGCGGUACGUCCAUUCUGGACAGCUACACAAUUUCCAUGUCUUAGAGGUGGGGAAGUAGUUCCCUAGUUUGUAUUCUGGACAUGCAUGUUUAAAGAUCGCUGCUUUUAACUCUGUACUUGACUUGCUUAACUUGUUCUUAAAUUUAACUAUGGCAUGAAUUCUUCCGGAAUAAUUCAUAUGUUUGUGUGUGUGU